AUGCUUCGCAACGUCGCCGUUCCGUCCACUCUUGUGGCACUGCUCCUCGUCCAGCAAGCGAGCGCAGUUCCCGACUUCACCUUCUGCACCGAUGAGCAAUGCACCGACUGCCCCGUCAGCGUAGCAAGCGAAGGGACCGGGUAUCCCAACUGCGUGAUCUACAACUCUGAUGACAUUUUUACAAACCAAGGCUUCUCAGGAGCCUCAGGAGGUGGCACCAGCGCAUACCUCGACAUUCCAGACCCUGGCGAUGGUUGUUACAUCAUCAUUAAGACGCCAGCCGACACCACUAUGGCCGGAUGUGGUGUUCCAAUCGGGACUUACUCGCAGGCCACAUGCUCGCACGUGGCUCUGAAGGAGACUUUCAUGGUCCAAUUCUGCUGUGGAACAGGCGACUGCACGGCAGCUGGAGCGGAGAAGCGAUCGGCAAAGUUCCGGGCUUCUGAACUUCUCGACAACAAUGGCAUUGUCAGUCUUGGCGGUUUCAUCCAUCCUAACGGAACCGAGAUCCAGCCUGUUCAAGUGGGCACUCCACCUGGACAGCAGAACCCAAAACGGGCCGCAGCCAAGACCAAUGAGACACUUGCGAAGCUGAAACCGCGAGCUGCCGCCUGUACUGCCGGAAGCUGGGUCCCGGACGACAACGAAGUCGAGUACACACAGCCAGCAUCCAGCUCGGAAGUGGUCGCCGAUGGCGUGACAGGAGGCAGCUCUAUUGAAAUCACAACCAGUCGCGAAUCAUCCUGGUCCACCACGCUCUCAGCUGGGCUUAGUUUCGCCGACAUUGUCAACAUCGGCGUGUCCUUUACUCUAGAAGAGUCUAUCACAGACUCCAAGUCGUACACCUUCAAUGUCCCCGACGACGAGAACGGCGAUGUCGAUUGGACCGCGUUCCUAAUGUGUAGCACUGGUACCGGCCAGUGCAACGGCGGCUCAGUCCAUGGCCAGAUUUGCAGCCCAUACCGGUUUGAGUCGGGAGAGCUGGCUGGGAUGUAUUCCGUGAUUGCGACGUCCUAG
Zasmidium cellare ATCC 36951 is the source of this 1017-nucleotide messenger RNA. RefSeq lists its product as uncharacterized. Lineage: Eukaryota; Fungi; Ascomycota; Dothideomycetes; Mycosphaerellales; Mycosphaerellaceae. Bases 1 to 1017 code for a protein of 338 amino acids. The record is from RefSeq and is a predicted model, not a curated record. The transcript has 2 exons.